Molecule: messenger RNA, 879 nt
Organism: Botrytis cinerea B05.10
Lineage: Eukaryota; Fungi; Ascomycota; Leotiomycetes; Helotiales; Sclerotiniaceae
Exons: 2
Coding region: 70-663 (197 amino acids)
Source: RefSeq, a predicted model, not a curated record
GAUUCAUACACAAUUCAGAUUCCAACAUUCAAUUCUAAAACAUUCAUACCACCUAUUACGGUUGCAACAAUGAUUCAAAUCAAACAAUAUAUUCUCAGUGCUCUUGCACCCUUGGCCGCGUUUUUUCCUUCCUCUCCUAAUCCAAAUCAAUCUGCGCCAUUCGCGCUGUCCCUUGUUUCUGAGAAUAAGCAUUGGAAUGGUUCAUAUAUACACGGUUGUCACACUGGAGCUGCUCGAACUGCCCUUUGUGCUUCCCCCAAGUGCCAUGUUCGUCAUGAAGAAACCUCUCCGACUACCUUUUUCUUCAAUGUCUCUGCUCCCCUCAGCUUCGAUCGUCCCUCGAGAAGUGUUUCAGGAUCCUUAGUCUUCAACUUGCCAUAUAAUGCGAAUAUGAUUCUCUCCCAAUCGGCAACAAUGGAGUUCAAUCUUUAUUCGCAUGAUUUUGCCCAUCCUUUAUUUUCAUACCCUCCCGACACGGAAGGUAUCUUUAUCUUUCACGACGAUCGCUUGUACCUCAAGAACCAUAAACAGCAGCGAUGGUACAUCUGCGAUAAAUACUCACCUUUCCCUCCAUAUACUUAUUCCACUCUAGUUUGGUAUUAUGGCGCUGGAAUUCCAAAUGCAGAAUGUGCCAAGGUGGAAAUCAAGAGGAAAUUUAUUUAAUUCGUCGGGGUCGACUUGAAACAAUAGAACAGUGACUUCUAGGGUAUGGGGCAGCUGAGCUUUCGAUAAAAAUCAUCUUGCUUAAUUCCAGAAGGGAAAAUCAGGGUGUAUCAGCAUAUUUGAGGGCAUUAUUAUCCGAGAGACAGUUGUACUCUUGGGCAAGCGUUAGUUAUGGAAAUAUCAAUUUUUAAUCGAGUUCUAAUACAUUAGGUGCUA